AUGGUUCGACUUAUAAAUAACUUUACAGUUUCCUGUAGAGAAGUAAUAAAUAAUGAAUUAGUAAAUGUUAAUUACGUUUCGGAAAAUCCGGAAAAUUGUUAUUGUGACUUUAGAAUAAAUCUUCGUUAUUGUAAAGGAGAACAAUUCUAUCUUAUAGCGACUUGGAUAUUAGUGAUUUAUUCAAUAUUAAUCGGAUGUAUAUCCAUGUACUUUUUGUAUAACCAAGUAUUUAUUGUUGGUCAAUCCUUAUUUUUUCCUCCUUCGAGAUUUAGAGGAAUUCUUCGACCACGUCCGCAGGAAACAUUUCAUUUGAUUUGUUUUUCAUGUAAUUUAUUACAAGUUAUUCAUCUUUUAGUUAAGUUAUUUGAUGGAUACCAAAAUACUUUGCAUGCAGAACUUUAUCUUGACAUACCGCGUCUAGUAUCAUAUGCGCUCGCCACACUUUAUCCUAUAAGCAUAAUUCAUUCGACACCGAAUAUUGAUGCAAACACAACAGUAGCUAUACGAUGGGCACCAAAUAAAUAUUUAAUAGAUAUUGUGGGAUUUUCUUUAAUGAUUUGUCCUUUUAUAAGUAAUAUCCCUUUGGCAAUUUAUACGGGAUAUUAUGCUGAUAUUAAUGAAAUUGAAAAAGCGAAUUUUUUUUUUAAAAUUCAUUAUAUAAUGUGGAGUUUUUGGACUUUUGUUUUAUUAAUGACAAUAAUAAUAUUUUGGUAUAAAUUAAUCAGUAUAUUAAAUAAUCAUAUAAAAAUAAUUAGUAAUCAAAGAGACAAUGGAAUUAUUUUUGAUGAAAAAUGGAAAGUAGAAAAAUUAAAAAAGUCUGCUAAAAAUUUAACGGUAGUCGUGGCUGCUUUUGGGUCAAUCUUUAUAUUAUAUUGUGUAAUUUGUUUAAUUAGUGCUUUCCUUUUUAAAUCGACUACAAUUUAUAAUUUGGGAUUAAAUAUGGCUGCUAUGUUUAUAAUGAAUUACGUAAUUCCGGUAUCAUUUAACAUUGCUCAAUUCGUUAUUAUAUAUCAUAAAUUACGAUCGUCACGAGAAAAUCCUAUUUCCACACCUUUAACGAUACUUUCACAUAAACGACGAACCAACAAGUCACGUGAUGAUGAUGAUGACGACGAAGAAAAUAUUACUCCAGAAAACGAUAAUGAAGAUAAUGAAAUCAUUUCAAUUACAUCAUCAAAACGUAAACCAAAACCAUUAGAAUCAAUACAUCGUCAUUUUAAUGAUGAUAAUUUUUCAAUAUCAAAUAGAUCAAAUAUAUCAAUUAUAUCAAAUAAAUCAUCACAUAAUGAAUUAUUUUCAUAUCAUCAUUUAAAUAAAUCAGAUAGACAAAUUUAUAGAUAUGGAUAUGAAUCAAGUAAUAAUAGUUCACCAAAAAGUUUUAAAUUUAAUUAUAAAUAUUCAAGUGGUGGUGAAACUUCUACUUUAAUAGGAACUAAUAAUAAUAAUAAUAAUUAUAAUUAUAAGCAUAAUUCAUUAGGAAUUUCUUCUUUAAAUUCAACUUUUUUAGGUUCUUCAAGUAAUUUAUCAUCUCCUUCUGAUAGGGAUGAAUUUUAUAUUAAUGGAAAUUCUCCUUUAAAAAAUAAUUUUGAUGUAAAUAUUCAAAAAGAAGUAAAUUUUAGUAAUAAUAAUAGUAAUAAUAAUAGUAUUAUUAUUGAUGAUGAUGAUGAUGAUAGUAUUUUUAAUAUUGAUAAAAAAGAAUGGUUGGCUAAAAAACCUAGGAGAAUUCCUUUAAAAAAGAGUACUAUGUAG
Rhizophagus irregularis DAOM 181602=DAOM 197198 is the source of this 1749-nucleotide messenger RNA. RefSeq lists its product as uncharacterized. The record is from RefSeq and is a predicted model, not a curated record. Lineage: Eukaryota; Fungi; Glomeromycota; Glomeromycetes; Glomerales; Glomeraceae.